AUGAAUGUUGUGAUAUGGUUCGUGACAUCCUUGAUGAUGUAUACCUUCUUUUUAAAUUAUGAGAGUUUGAUAUAUUUAGUGAAUGAAAAUCUAUAUCAAUUAUUGUAUAAAUAUAAUAUAUAUAAAUAUGCUGAAUACUAUUUACAUAUAUUUUUAGAACAUGGAUUUGUGUGUAUAUAUGUUUUUGUUGCAUUUUUGCCUACUAAGAAUGUAUAUAAAAAGCGUAGUAAAUAUAAUUAUAUAUUUGCCAAAAUAUUAUUAAUAUAUUUUUUUUUCUUCCUUUUUCAUUUCAUUAUUAAUAUAAAAAACAAUUUUCCACUUAAUGCAUUUUAUUUAAUUAUUAUUAUUUUUCAUUUAUCUGAAUUUUUUUUGUCUUUUAUACAUAAUAAAAAUAAUUAUAAUUAUUAUAAUUUCUUAGUAAAUCCAAAUUAUGGUUAUGUAUAUUUUUUUGUCUUAACAUUAAUUGAAUAUUAUACUAAAAUAUUUUUAUUUGUUAUAUUAUAUUUUUGUGAAAAAUGGAUAAAUAAAAAAGUAUUGCAUAAUCUUUUAAUAUUUAAUUAUUUUUUUUUCAAAAAUUUUAUUGAAAAUUAUGGAAUAUGCACCUACAACUACCCAGACAAAAUUGUCUUAGCCAAAUGGCUAAAUUAUCCACAAGCAAAUGUUGAAACAUAUUCUACAUUUUCAAAAAAGUUUUUAACAAAUAAACUUUCUUCACUUGAGAAAGUUCGAAACAGAAUAUUUAUGGCUACUCAUUCAAAUAAAUACAACAUUACAACCUUCAGUAAAUAUGGAACUACAUUAAACCCAGUACACAUAAAAACAAAUAAAAAUAAAAAUUUACAUCCCUUCCCUAUUAAUAUUGACAAUAUUACUAUGGAUAAAUAUAAAAAAUGUCUUUUUACAAAUAAAAUAUCAAAUAUUCUGAACAAGCCAAAUAUAAAAUCAUAUAAUUUAGCUAACUCUUUUUUUAUCAAAACUAUUUUAAAAUAUGGGGAUAUAUUUGAAAAGUAUGAUAUACCAAAAUAUUAUAACACAAAAUAUACAAACUAUUAUUUAUUUAUUGUUUUAUUAUCAUUGUUAUUUAGCAUAAUGGGAUUGAUUUUAAGAAUAUUUGGGUUGCUACAUUGCUCCAAAAAUUUUUGUUUUUAUGUUUUAAAUGUUGAUUCUUUAAUAAAUAAAUAUAUCAAAAAUAAACAUAGUUUGGUAACAUGGGGACUAUAUAAAUAUAUGCGUCAUCCAUGUUAUACUGGCUGGUUCUACUACUCUUUAUUUUUACAGCUUUCCUUAUUUAAUAUUUUUGGAUUUUUCUUAUGUUUUACUGUAUCGUGGCUAUACUUUUACAAUACAAUCAAACUUGAAGAAAAGUUUUUGAUCGAGUGUUAUGAUGAAGAAUAUCGGAAAUACAAAGCACAAACACCACAUAUAUAUAUACCAUUCAUGAAAGAUUUGUAA
Messenger RNA from Plasmodium vinckei vinckei, 1452 nucleotides. RefSeq names its product protein-S-isoprenylcysteine O-methyltransferase, putative. Gene Ontology annotation, biological process: C-terminal protein methylation. NCBI's taxonomy places the organism in Eukaryota, Apicomplexa, Aconoidasida, Haemosporida, Plasmodiidae. The record is from RefSeq and is a predicted model, not a curated record. The coding region runs from base 1 to 1452 and encodes 483 amino acids. Gene Ontology annotation, cellular component: endoplasmic reticulum; membrane. Gene Ontology annotation, molecular function: protein C-terminal S-isoprenylcysteine carboxyl O-methyltransferase activity. The transcript is spliced from 3 exons.